Messenger RNA from Funneliformis geosporum, 1743 nucleotides. The record is from the annotation of a GenBank genome assembly. Lineage: Eukaryota; Fungi; Glomeromycota; Glomeromycetes; Glomerales; Glomeraceae.
AUGGUAACUUUACAAGAAUAUUUAAAUCAGCAGUAUCCCACUAAGCAGGAUAAAGAGGGGGUAAAAAAGAUUAAUUUUUAUGAAAUUUAUAGGAAAGAUGAACAAAAAUUUUUCACUAGUAUUCUCAUUAGAAGUAUAGGAAAGAUGAACAAAAAUUUUAAUUUAGAGGGAGAAGAAUUAGAUUUAAGGGAGUUUAAGAAUUUGGAGUAUUUGAAAGUUGGUAAGUUACUUCUAACUAAAUUAGAUGUCGGUGGUUUGGUUAAUUUGAAAGAACUUUUUUGCUCGAUGAAUACAUUAACUUAUCUUGAUUUAAAUGGUUGUGCUAAUUUAGAGACAUUAAGUUGCGGAGAUAAUUACCUUACCUCCAUAGACUUCUUAAACCAAUUACCUAAUCCCGAGAAAUUAGAAAAUUUAGUGAUUUACGAUAACAAUAUCCAACCCACCGACAUAGAGAUAUUUAGUAAGUUUGUUAAUUUACGAUACUUAAAAAUAGGAAAUAUGGAAAUUAGUUCAAGUUUAAAAUAUAUCCAUCGUAAUAAAUUCUACGGUUCCCUUAAAUCUUAUCAAAAUUUAACUAAACUAGAAAGAAUUUGUAUUGAAGCCACCGAUGUAAAUGAAGGAUUAGAAUAUUUACCGGAGAUUAAUAAAAAAUACCCUAAUUUAACCAAACAAAUCCAAGAACUAAGUCAAAAAAUCACCCAAACCCAAACUGAACUCACCCAAACUAAGCAAAAUGAAGCCGACAAAACUAAAAAAAUAGAAAAGUUGAAAGAAAAAUUAAACUACCAACUUUCCUGGAAAACCAAACUAAAACAUAUAAUAAUUGGAAGUUUACUUGCCUGGGGAGAAGCAAUUUACCAAAAUAUUCCGUUCAAUAAACCGGAAUAUAAUAAUCUCACUAAUUUAUUUCGCUUUCCCCAAACUGAAAAAGAAUUAAAAAGUUUAGCCAAAAUUAAGCAAAUAUUAUUCCCUUUACCGGUUAAUAAUCCUAAUUUAGAGAGUGAAAUCAUGGACUUAAAAAUUAGGGAUUUAACUAUUCAAAUCCCCAAUAAAAAAUCUGAAUUAGCCGAAGCAAUUAAUAUUCUUAAAAAUAAAUUAAGCAAGUCCGAAAAAUAUUUAUUUGAAAAACUGCUUACUGAAAAUUAUAAUUCAGCCGAAUUAAAAGAAAGCAUGGUUGUAGAAUAUGCAAAAAGGAGGCUAAGAAAGGGAGUAGCAAGAAGAAAUAAAGAAACGGUUAAAAUAGUUAAAGAAGGCACCAAAAAUAUUCGAAACCAACUUUCUAAUUUUGUUGAUGUUUUUGAACCAAAUGAAUUAGAAGAGAUAAACAAUUUAAUAGACUGUUUAGAAGAAGAUGAAGUAGAAGCGGUUUUGCUUAAUAUUUUUUCGCAACCAACUAUUUCUGGGUAUUUUUUGGGUUGCAUCACAGAGAAAAUUGAUGAUUUUAAUAAGGGUUAUUCAAGUGUAUUAACCUCUGAUGAUAGAGAAAUUUUGAAAGGUGCUUAUAUUAAAUCUUUUGGUCAUAUCGAUUCGCUGAAUAAUGAAAAAGACAAGGCGUUUUUUAAUAUUUUUUCAAAACAUAAGUCAGAAAAAGAGAAACGACAUUUUAUUAAAAAUACUAUCGAAAAACUGAAAGAUUGGGAUUUGUUGAACCAAGUUGAAAAAAAAAAAAUUAUUGAAGUGAUUCAGGGAGCGGAAUUUACGGUGGAAAAUAGCAAAAAUUUAAAAGAAAUAAUAAUUAAACAA